Triplophysa dalaica is the source of this 2317-nucleotide messenger RNA. RefSeq names its product cyclin dependent kinase inhibitor 1Ba (gene cdkn1ba). The record is from RefSeq and is a predicted model, not a curated record. Gene Ontology annotation, biological process: G1/S transition of mitotic cell cycle; regulation of cell cycle; negative regulation of cell population proliferation. Gene Ontology annotation, cellular component: cytoplasm; nucleus. The transcript is spliced from 3 exons. Lineage: Eukaryota; Metazoa; Chordata; Actinopteri; Cypriniformes; Nemacheilidae. The coding region runs from base 304 to 876 and encodes 190 amino acids. Gene Ontology annotation, molecular function: protein-folding chaperone binding; cyclin-dependent protein serine/threonine kinase inhibitor activity.
UCUCCGUUUACUUGCAAUCGCCAUAUUGGGUGCUCGCCUACUCGAAUGACUUGUCUGUUUUUCUUCGGAAUUACUACGAGACGGGAUCGGAGCGCAUCUCGGUGCCGCGCGCUGUUUUGACGAGCGCUCGCGAGCAUUUCUUCCUGCGCGCUUUCGUAACCUUUCUACGUGCAUUUUUACGCCAUUGUUAUGCGUGCAUCUGGUUCACUUUGUGAUUCGUUCGGCAUUGGGAGCGAUUACUUUUAGUUUGUGCGUUUGGCUCGAUUGCAAGUACGGUUCUUGGGCAAAGUUUCAUGUGAAAAAAUGUCAAAAGUGCGCGUCUCUAAUGGAAGUCCGCCGCUGGACAGGGUGGACGCGAGACAGCCGGACAGCACCAGACCUCCGGUGUGCAGAAAUCUGUUUGGGUCCGCGGACCGCGAAGAGCUCGGAAGGGAUGUUAGGGAGCAAAUGCGGGAGAUCGAGGAAGCAUCCAAGGAAAAGUGGAAUUUCGAUUUUGCCAAAAACGAACCGCUCGCGCUGGGCAAGUACGAGUGGCAAGAGGUGGAUGGCAAAGAUCUGCCGGAUUUUUACACCAGACCGCAUCACGUAAAACGGGCUACCUCUACCGGGACUGUGGACCAUAACGGGAAUCACGAUUAUUUGUUGCCAACAUCCUCCCUGGAGAACGGACAGGGACAAUCUGAAAACUCAGAGACUGGGAGUGAGUCGGACUGCCGAACAGCACUAACCACACCGAGGAAAAGACCGUCGACAGAGGAUCAGGAUCCUCCUUGCCAAAGUAAAAGACCCAACGUCCAGACAACAGAGGCGAACCGCUGUCCAGAUACGACACAUUCGGUGGAACAGGCGCCCAGCAAAUCAGACCCCAAAACGUAAACAAGUCUUUAAAGCAAAGAGAUGAAGAAGCCUAUAUUUCUCCAUCAAAUACUUCAAGAGCUUUAUGAAGUAAACAGGGAUAGCAGUUAAAAAAUAUAAAUUAAGCCCUGGAAUGGCUGUAUAAGCACUGAAUUUUACACUAAAGUUUUGGCACUCAACAGAAUAUAUUUGCCUCAAAAGCAGACAUUGUAGCAGUGUGCAAUUGGAGUUGCUUCAUUUGUUGUUUUACUACCUAUGUAUAUACUUUCAUUUUAUAUGUAGCACAUUUAAAUGUAAUAUUAAGAUUAAAAAACACAAUCGUUUAUAAUGGAGCGUUUUUGACUUGAAGAAUUGCUGUGCAGUUUUCAAAACGUCUCCCCAAAAUGCUCCCUUUUAAGUAAAUAUAUAAUACACCCACAUACACACACACACACGCACACACACACACACAAUUACCUUUUAAUUGGGUUACACAGCCCCAUUGUCGCAGUUUGCCUGGCUCAGGUUGUUUAAAGAAAAAAUACACCUAAUUCAGUGCUGAACACCAUAUACCAUUUUCAUAAAUGUAUCACUGUCUGAAAAAAGUAUUUUUUGCACCUCAUCUGAUAUGGCUAAAUUGACACAAAAAUAUAAAUUUUGAUAUUUGCCAUAAAACAUAAGCAGUGAAUUCUUUUAUCUGCCAAAAUAACAGCACAUUUGUAGUGGGUUAUUUGUCUCUGAAGGGUUUGUGACUCCAAAUGUGGUAUUAAGGUUUUCACAGUUCUUUACAGUAUUAUUAUUUCCCUGGGUUAAUCCACUAUUUUUAUUUUAUUUUAUUUUGUUUUGUUUAUUUUAAUUUAUUUAAAUCUUUUGAAAUUUUGGCUUAAUCUUAUAAGUUGUCAUCAACCACAAAUCCUACUGAUUACACAUACAUAAAACAAAAAAGUAAUGACCAAUUAAUUUCCUUAAAUCAAUUUGAUGUAUUUCUAUUAAUUGCUGUGUAGCAUAUUGUUUAUAUAAAAUAUAUAUUUGUAUUUUUUUUACUUUUUCUUUUUUUUUCUUUAACACUGGGCCAUAUAAUUAAGAUCAUUAGUCCAUGAAGCCAGUUUCUUCACAAUAUAUUUGGCUUUCAUGUUGAACAUGACAUGGCACUAUGAAAAAAUAUGUACAAACCUACAGCAGAAAAAAAUAAAAUAAGACGUUACACUGCAUGUGUGUAAAACUUUGAAGUGUACAUGUGCAAACUGCUUUGUAAAGAAGAGAAAAGGAAAAAAACACUGAGGAAAUUAUACUAACUUAUUUAUGUCCAGCUUUUUGUUGUUUAUGACUAUCCAAAGUGGCAUUUGUGCAUUUUCUGUACUUUUUAUACAUGUUUUUUCACAUUUUAAAAUUUGUGCAAGGUUGCAAACUGAGCCUUUAAAGAAUUUGAUGUGGAUUUGUGUACUGCUUGUUAAAUGAGAUGAUUAAACCAUAAUGAAAUGAA